UUUCACCGUACUGUGCUGGCUUUCCUAAGCAUACGGGCUGACUGGACAGAAACAAGCUGUGCAGUGGCAGGAACUGGAGCAGGGGGGAUGGAUAUCACUGAAUCUUGUCAACAGGAUAUGUUAAAAACGGUACCAUAAUGCAAAGCAGAAAGUGACGUCACCCAUCACGGCACCGGUCUGCCACAGACAGCUGACGAUUUCUAGACUAGGGCUCCCAGCUCUGUACGGCCCUACAUUGUCGAAACGUUGUCUACGUCUACAGUGUUUAAAUGGCGAAAACCUACGAUUAUCUCUUCAAGUUGUUGCUCAUCGGAGACAGCGGAGUCGGCAAGACAUGUCUGUUGUUCAGAUUCAGCGAGGACUCCUUCAAUACCACCUUCAUAUCCACAAUAGGAAUAGACUUCAAAAUCAGAACAAUAGAGCUGGACGGAAAGAGAGUCAAACUUCAAAUUUGGGAUACUGCAGGGCAAGAGAGGUUCCGCACCAUCACUACAGCUUACUACAGGGGAGCAAUGGGCAUAAUGUUGGUCUAUGACAUCUGCAAUGAGAAGUCUUUUGAAAACAUAAAAAACUGGAUUAGAAAUAUUGAAGAGCAUGCCUCGUCUGAUGUGGAGAAGAUGAUCCUGGGUAACAAAUGUGAUAUGACUGACAGGAGACAGGUGUCUAAAGACAGAGGAGAAAAACUGGCUAUUGAUUAUGGAGUUAAGUUCUUGGAAACCAGUGCAAAGUCUAGCUUAAUGGUAGAAGAGGCUUUUUAUACCAUGGGAAGAGACAUAUUACAUAAUCUGAGCUCAAAGACAACAGACAAUAAUGCCGGAGGAACAGGCAAACCAGUGAAGAUCACAGAGAAAAAGUCGAAGAGAAUAAAAUUCUUCAAGUGUUCGCUCCUCUAGGCUGCUCAUUGUUCGCAGUCCUAGUGAGACUUUGCUGUUUUGGAAGUUUCUUGCCUCCCGAGCUUCCCUGUAGCUGUGGCAGCAGUGGUCAUAUUGAGAGGGCCUUACUGCCAUCUGAAGCUCACAGGUUCGUGAGUGGUUGGGAUGCCGUCCUGAUCUGCUGACUAGAAGAGGAUCAACCAGGAAUGAGGCCUGAUAAUGUUUAUCUGCUCAUGUGAAAGACUUGUGCAUAAUCGCCAGCACUGGUUCGGAUCUGGCCGUACAGUUUCUGCUCACAGGAGGCAGUGAUACUGUUGGCUUUUUUGAUACCUCUGUAGGAAUUCAUGAGAAUAUCUAAGUUACAUAUAGUUGUCUUAUAACUGGAGAAAAAAUGAAAAAGUUCUUUCAUAAACUGUAGCAUUGUUUUAUACACACUACUUAUUGUCAUAUUUACUAUUAUAAUGCCAUCAAGUCUCAGCAUUGAUUGUAUUUGUGUAAAUUCAUAUACUGUAAAUUAAUAGGCCUAUAGUCUACUAUUGCACUGUCAUCAUUUCUAUUUGUGCCUAGAAGGAGUCACAGGAUUGUGAUAGAAAAGACAGAAACAUGUAGAAAUAUAACCGACUGUAUUCUCAUGUAAUUUUUAUUAUUUUUAUUGAAACCUUUAUUCAUACAGAUUUCUGUGUCAAAAUGAAAAUGUGAAAGGUUGGUUGUUUCUUGUGAGCUGUACUUACUACAUAAUGUUAUGCGAUUGUCAGUAUUUGCAUGAAAGCUGUAGGGAUACUUCUGAGUGGGUCAUUAUUAAGCACAUGUUACAGUAUCUGAAAAGAAAAUGUUUACAGACAGUAUUUAAAAGUGUGAAUCAUAUAUAGGAAGUUUGUGUUUUUGCUGUUCACAUAGUCUAUAUGUCAGUACAACUGUCCGUUGUGUAUAUACUUUAUUUUCACUUUAAACUGUAGGUUUCCAUUACAUCUCCAGCAUGCAAAUCAAUAUGCAGACACAUGCAACAUGCAGGGGAAAGCUGUAAUGUGAACGAUUAAAAGCUGCUGUAUGUGAAAAGUAAAGACAGUAAAGAAAGUGGAUCUUUAAAA
Messenger RNA from Micropterus salmoides (largemouth bass), 1960 nucleotides. Its product is annotated as ras-related protein Rab-8B. The transcript is spliced from 9 exons. The record is from RefSeq and is a predicted model, not a curated record. Gene Ontology annotation, cellular component: endosome; trans-Golgi network transport vesicle; synaptic vesicle. Gene Ontology annotation, molecular function: GTPase activity; GTP binding. Bases 270 to 893 code for a protein of 207 amino acids. NCBI's taxonomy places the organism in Eukaryota, Metazoa, Chordata, Actinopteri, Centrarchiformes, Centrarchidae. Gene Ontology annotation, biological process: Golgi vesicle fusion to target membrane; regulation of exocytosis; cellular response to insulin stimulus.